Messenger RNA from Trichomonas vaginalis G3, 585 nucleotides. RefSeq names its product Poxvirus D5 protein-like family. The record is from RefSeq and is a predicted model, not a curated record. The coding region runs from base 1 to 585 and encodes 194 amino acids. The transcript has a single exon. NCBI's taxonomy places the organism in Eukaryota, Parabasalia, Trichomonadida, Trichomonadidae.
AUGAAACUUAUAGUUUGCAAUGAACUUCAAAGUAUAGAUACAACAAAAGUUUUGAACUCAGAUGCUUUGAAGAGUCUUAUAACAGACAAAGUUGGAGUUGUUGAAAGAAAGUAUAAAGACCAAAGAGUUUGUGAAAAUGUUGCAAACUUCAUUAUGGUUUCAAACAAUGCUGUUCCGAUGAAGUUAGAAAGUUCUGACAGAAGAUAUGUAGUUGUCAGAACGUCAGAAGCUCAUAUGCAAGAUACAGAAUAUUUUGACGACUUAGCAGAAACUUUGACAUCUGACUUUUACAACCACUUGUUCUCAUAUUUUAUGACAUUAGAUAUUUCAAAGUUCAAUCCAAGACAAAUUCCACAUACCGAAGAGAGACAAACAUUGUUAGAAGCAAACAAGAGUGUAUAUGAACUGUUCAUAGAUGAAACUGACUUUGAGUGUUUAGAUGAAAGGUCAUUGUACGAUUCGUAUAAACAAUAUUGUCAAGAAUAUGGUUAUAUGACAGCGUCUAAACGAACAUUCUUGGCAAAUGUCAAAAGUCUUUUAGACGUACAGAAAGGUGUAUAUACAAAGAAAAAUUUUUAUGAGUAA